AUGAUGCACUUUAGCCUUUUUCUACUGCCCAUGGCCAUGGCUGCCAUCGCCCUGGCUGCCACGCCAUCACCGGAUGCGUGUGAGGCUCGCGCUCCGAGCAUGCUUCAAGUGGGCCAGACCGCAAAGCACGAGAUUGUGCUCAGCUCUGUUGUCUAUGCUACCCCGGGCAAGGGGAAGGUCUGGCAGGACGAGGGGGAAGACAAAGGGAGCGUCAGCUUUGACAAGUCCACCAGCCCGGAUGACGGCACUCCUGGUGCGUGUGCCGCAGCCUGCGACUCCACGCCAGGUUGCAAUGGCUUUGCCAAGUGCCACGGAUGGCGCGGAACGUGCUGGCUAAAGCACAAGACCUUUGAUGGCCCCAUCGCAGAUGAACCUACGAAAAAUGUGUGGGGGUGCACAUCGUUCUAUGCCACGGGCGAGGAGUCCGGUGGAGGCACUGAGACUACCACCACUACCACCGCCCCUGGCGACGGCGUCUACUUGACACCGGGUAGCGGCCUCGUGUGGACUGACGAGGGUGACGACAAGGGCUCUGCCUACAUCCCCUGGGGCCAGCGUGGGGAUAGCACCUUCUGUGCCGGAGCCUGCGACUCCACGCCAGGUUGCAAUGGCUUUGCGCAGUGCGGCUCAACAUGCUGGCUAAAGCACAAGACCUUUGAUGGCCCCAUCGCAGAUGAGCCUACGAAAAAUGUGUGGGGGUGCACAUCGUACUACUAUGCCGGGGCGGCCGCGGGCCAGGACGCUGACUCCACGACCACGUCCACGACCAUGUCCACGACCACGCCCACGACACCCCCGACCACCACGACCACGCCGACACCCCCGACAACGGUCUACGAGACACUCGGCAAGGACCUCGUGUUUGCGGACCAGGGGGCGCCAGUGUCGCUGCCGAUCCCGUUCUUCUCGAGUGGUGAGUGUGCCGCACACUGCGACGCCGUGGCACUUUGCAAUAGCUUUGUCAAGUGCGGCGAUGGGCAGGGAACGUGUUGGCUAAAGUUCAGAGCCUUUAUGGGCCCUUCUGCCGAUGAAGCCACCCAAUCCGGAUUCGCCUGCACGUCGUUCUAUGCCCCGGGCAAGGAGGUCAUCUACAAGACGCCCGGCAAGGACAUAGUGUGGCUGGACGAGGGGACCGACAAAGGAAUGUGGGCCGAAGAUUUGUCUGGAAGUCCGGAUGACGGCACUCCUGGUGCGUGUGCCAAAGCCUGCGAAACCAAUGAGGGUUGCAAUGGCUUUACCAAGUGCCACUCCGUCAGCGGAGGGGUCGUCACGUGCUAUAUGAAGCACAAGACCUUUUUUCACGGCCCUGCACAAGCUCUAGGCGUCAGAGUCGCAAUCUUGAACACGGGUCGUUCUGGGGAGAAUCGCGCAUCCUCAGCCAAUAGCGGCUCGAUUCCUGGUUCGGUCUCCGGCUUUCUCGCGCCAGAAGCCGUGAUGAUGCACUUUAGCCUUUUUCUACUGCCCAUGGCCAUGGCUGCCAUCGCCCUGGCUGCCACGCCAUCACCGGAUGCGUGUGAGGCUCGCGCGCCGAGCAUGCUUCAAGUGGGCCAAACCGCAAAGCACGAGAUUGUCAUCAGCUCUGUUGUCUACGCUACCCCGGGCAAGGGGAAGGUCUGGCAGGACGAGGGGGAAAACAAAGGGAGCGUCAGCUUUGACAAGUCCACCAGCCCGGAUGACGGCACUCCUGGUGCGUGUGCCGCAGCCUGCGACUCCACGCCCGGUUGCAAUGGCUUUGCCAAGUGCCACGGAUGGCGCGGAACGUGCUGGCUAAAGCACAAGACCUUUGAUGGCCCCAUCGCAGAUGAGCCUACGAAAAAUGUGUGGGGGUGCACAUCCUUCUAUGCCACGGGCGAGGAGUCCGGUGGAGGCACUGAGACUACCACCACUACCACCACUACCACCGCCCCUCGCGACGGCGUCUACUUGACACCGGGUAGCGGCCUCGUGUGGACUGACGAGGGUGACGACAAGGGCUCUGCCUACAUCCCCUGGGGCCAGCUUGGGGAUAGCACCUUCUGUGCCGGAGCCUGCGACUCCACGCCAGGUUGCAAUGGCUUUGCGCAGUGCGGCUCAACAUGCUGGCUAAAGCACAAGACCUUUGAUGGCCCCAUCGCAGAUGAGCCUACGAAAAAUGUGUGGGGGUGCACAUCGUACUACUAUGCCGGGGCGGCCGCGGGCCAGGACGCAGACACCACGACCACGACCACGCCGACACCCCCGCCCACGGUCUACGAGACACCCGGCAAGGACCUCGUGUUUGUGGACCAGGGGGCGGGCAUUCAUAUGACCUGGUUCUCUUCGAGUCCGGAUGACGGCACUCCUGGUGAGUGUGCCGCACAAUGCGACGCCACGGCAAAUUGCAAUAGCUUUACCAAGUGCACGGCCCGCGAUGGGUCGGGACAAUGUUGGCUAAAGUUCAAAGCCUUUAUGGGCCCUUCUGCCGGUGAAGCCACCAAAUCCGGAUUCUGCACGUCGUUCUAUGCCCCGGGCAAGGAGGUCAUCUACAAGACGCCAGGCAAGGAACUUGUGUGGGUGGACGAGGGGACCGACAAAGGAAUGUCAGACUUUAAACUGUCUCAAAGCCCGGAUGACGGCACUGUUAGCACUCCUGGCGCGUGUGCCUUAGCCUGUGAGAACCGGCGGUCGAUAGGUUGCAAUGGCUUUGCCAAGUGCGUCGAAUUUGAUUCCUGCAGAACAUGCGGCGUAGGGACCGUCAAGUGCUGGCUGAAGCACAAGACCUUUUCUGGCCCCGUUGUAGAAGAAGCCACGACGAAGGCUCCCGCAAUCGCCGGCGUCUGCACAUCCUUUUAUCGCGAGGCCUCCCGUUUCAUCACGGAGGUUGAGGGGGUCUGGGUUGGAAGCCCGAUCCCUGGUUCUUUAAAUCCAGGAGGCCUGAGGACCUCCGAGGUGCUGUACUAG
Messenger RNA from Symbiodinium natans, 2919 nucleotides. The record is from the annotation of a GenBank genome assembly. Lineage: Eukaryota; Dinophyceae; Suessiales; Symbiodiniaceae.